Molecule: messenger RNA, 5535 nt
Organism: Drosophila ananassae
Lineage: Eukaryota; Metazoa; Arthropoda; Insecta; Diptera; Drosophilidae
Product: phenoloxidase-activating factor 2
Exons: 2
Coding region: 171-1463 (430 amino acids)
Biological process (GO): proteolysis
Molecular function (GO): serine-type endopeptidase activity
Source: RefSeq, a predicted model, not a curated record
UAUAAGAUGCCAUAAACCCCUCUCGCACGCAAGUGAGCAAUCCACAAACUUGAUCAGCAGGCUGAGUAUCUGUACUGAUCUGAAUAUACAUACAUGGCUGUGUCACAAUAUUAAAAUUAUUGAAAAAAUAAUCACUUUCACAAGAUUACUCAAAACACAAGGAAGGCACUAUGAUGACUGUCCUCAAAAAUAUUUGUUUGACAGUAUCGAUAUUUGCGACAAUUUUUUUUGUACCUACACAAGGAAAAGCACAACUACAAUCGAAUGCUGAGAAAAAUAUUCAAGAAAUAUAUAACACCAAUCCUAGUCCUUUGGAUACCAUUCAAAAUAAUCAGGGGAAAAAAAACGGAGGAAUCGACUUAAUUGUUAACCCCGAGCCUUCAGAUUCUUUGAUUCCAACGACAAACUUUAAUUCUAUUAGUGGUAAAGCGGCAACAUGUAAUUGUGUUCCUUACUAUAUGUGCGAUCCGUCAACAAAUAGUAUAACAGAGGACGGUACAUUUGAUGGGUACGGUGUAAUUGAUAUUCGAUUUAACGCUGAUGACCCUAUUUGUCCAUCUUCUGUGGAUGUUUGCUGCGCUAGUAAUCAAACCCGCUCUGAGACCUUAAAUCCGACCCCUUUGGUUCAAAGACCAAACCAACCAAAAGGUUGUGGCAUUCGUAACAUUGGAUUGGAUUUUACUUUAAUUGGAGCUUCGCAAAAUGAGGCUGGCUUUGGCGAGUUUCCAUGGACGGUAGCUCUUUUGCAUUCUGCCAAUUUUAGCUAUUUUUGUGCUGGCUCAAUAAUUCAUCCACAAGUGAUUUUAACCGCUGUGCAUUGUGUUCAACCUCAUAAUCCAGGAACUUUUAUAGUUCGAGCAGGAGAAUGGGACUCUCAAACCACAAGGGAACGUUUACCAUAUCAGGAACGUACUGUGAAAAAUAUUAUUAAGCAUCCGCAAUACAAAAGUAGAAACAUUGCAAAUGAUUUUGCACUUGUUAUUCUUAACCAGCCUUUUACAUUAGAUGAUCAUAUUAAUGUGGUGUGCUUACCACAGCAAGGAGCCAUCCCGGCCACUUCUAUUACAUGUUAUUCCACUGGAUGGGGAAAGGAUGUUUUCGGUUCUCAAGGGAAAUAUAGCGUUAUCAUGAAAAGGGUUCCAUUGCCUGUGGUUGACUUUAAUUCUUGUCAGGAAAGGCUUCGAAAGACUCGACUUGGUCCGAAUUUUGCUUUAGAUAGGUCAUUUAUGUGCGCGGGAGGACAACGAGGGAUUGAUACCUGUCAAGGGGAUGGUGGAGCUCCACUCGUGUGCCCCAUUGGAAUACCAUCUGAAAAUCGAUACACGCAGAGCGGAAUUGUUGCAUGGGGAAUUGGUUGCAAUGAUGAGGUACCAGCUGCGUAUGCUAACGUAGCUAUAGUGCGGGAUUGGAUUGACCAGCAAAUGCUAGCAAACGGAUUUGAUACAACGGUUUAUAUAGCUUAAAAAUACCAAUAAAAUAUAAUACAAAUUAUAAAAAAAAAAAUUACAAAUUACAAAUUAAAAAAAUACAAAAAAACAACAUUUAAAUAAAGGAAACUUUAUUUAAACUACCUUUAUAUCGCAGGUAUCUCAGGUCCCAACGAAAAGUAAAUUUUACACUGGAUACACUGGUCAAAAAGACUGAUACACCUAAAGCUGAGCACCCUAGAGCACCUAGAGCACCCCUGACCUUGUGUAUUGUAUUCGACCGAAUGUUUACAUGUAACCAUGUUAUUGUUGAUAUAAAUUGGAAUUGAAACAUUUUAUGAAAUUUAAAUACUUUUUGACUCCGGCCAGCAUAUUUAUUCAUAAAUUUAAAUUUUGAUUAUUUAAUAAUGCUUUUAAUUUUUUCUAUUACGAAAUUUUUGAUUUUUCAGUUAUAUGGCUGCUAUAGGAUGUGUGCGAUCCGAAUCGUUCCUCCUGAAUCGAUAUAGGCAUGUCUGUCUGUCCGGCUGUCUAUUUCUACGCAAAUUAGUCCCUCAGUUUUAGAGGUAUCCACUUGAAACCGAGAUCGGUCGACUAUUGAUUGAUCGGAAAUGCCAUAAUGAUUUGUAUUGGCAUUACUUUGUUGUUUUUUAAGCUAGAUGGAUGGGACUUUCUACGGAUUCUAUUUUGGAAAACCAAAUCUGAUCUGCCAAAUGUCAUAAGAAUCAGCCGACUAUAUCCUAUAGCUGAGAUAUUACUGAACGAUCGGAUAUGGCACAACCUUGCUAUUGUUGAAGGUUCUUUUGGGGUUGUACAAAAAUAUUUAUAUUAGAAAAUGGUGAUGAUUCGAUGGUGAAAUUCUCAUAAGGAUCGGCCAACUAUAUACGAUCCGAUAUAUAAUUUUUUCGUCCGUAGAGCGUUUUGCUGGCCGCUACGUCGAACAUGAACUCGCGGGAAUAACGGUAGGUCCCGGAGUCGUAGUCAAAGAACAUAUAAAGUCUGACUAAAUUUACCUGGAUUCUGCAAGGGACUGCUCGGGUUGACCAGGCGCUUGCUGUGAUCAGGCUGGAGUUGAUGUGGGCUACUUGAAGUCCUGGGCUGGUUCUCCUCAAGUACAUAUGGUAUGGUGGUUCGGCUGAUUCCUCUUCGGCCGGUCCUACUUGUGGUCCGUUUCACGGUAGCAACACUCGAAGUAGGUUGGAUAACGCGGUUCCUACUUGUGGUCCGUUUUACACAGGAGCAACAUUUGAAGUAAGUUGGGUACGCGGGUUCUACUUGUGGUCCGUUUUACGGGAGCAACACUUGAAGUAGAUUAGAUAAUGAAGCUCUACUUGUGGUCCGUUUACACAGGAGCUACUCGAUGUAGGUUCGCUGAUGAAAGUUCUACUUAUGGUCCGUUUACACUGGAGCCACGCGAAGUAGAUAGCUUUAAGAGAGUCCUACUUGUGAACCGUUUUACACAGGAUUAUUCGAAGUAGGUUGAUUUUAAUUGCCGUAGUUCAGACACUGAGUAAUGAGACGAUUCACUCUGAUUUCGCAACUAUCUUUAUUUCAGAAGAACAAUUCUUAUAUAAGAUGCUGAAUUAUACAUAAUUAAAUCUAAGGAAGGUCAAUGUUAUGGACGUGCUAAAACUAAUGUUAGUGCCAGGGACACCCACCUCUGAGUCUGCUGACUCAGAUUGCCUGUUCAUGCAUUGCUUGUUUUUUGCUUGGGUUUUGCUUGCCUCUGUCAGUCGGUCAUUAGUCCCGCUGAUAAUGCUGAUUUCUACACGCCUUUUCCGACGCAUCAACCAAGGCAUAUGCUGCUGCCGUUUACUGUAGGUUUCGACAUGAAGACGGAACAUAUUCGGUUUCAUUGGUGGCUGCCAAAACUAUGGUAGCACCACUGAAACAACAAUCACUACCACGGCUGGAGCUUUGUGGAGCAUUGCUGCUAAGUCGCCUGGUACGAUCACUCAAGGAUGGUUUACGACACAAGGAUAUACAAGUUUACGCAUGGUGUGAUUCAACAAUUGUAUUAGCCUGGUUAUCAUACCCACCAUCGAAGAUGAAAACAUUCGUCGCAAAUCGCACAUCGGAAAUUCUUGAAACGUUGCCACGACACGCCUGGCAUCACGUAAGCUCAAGGGAAAACCCCGCAGAUUGUGCAUCGAGGGGAAUGAUGGCUACACAGCUCAUGGAAUUUCACCUCUGGUGGAACGGACCAACUUGGCUACACGAUGAAGAUGAGUAUACAGUCAAAAUGCAAAACUCAGAACUCUCUUUGAAUAUUUCAGAAACCCAUGCACAAGACGAAUUGAAGACAACAGCCAUGCUCACUCUGAAGGAGAUGGACAAUUCAUUAUCAGAAUUUGUCGAACUAGUCCACCGCGCCUCAUCCUGGAAAAGGCUGGUACACACCGUGGGCUAUGUUUUACAUUUUAUUGAAAGACUGAAAGAGCCGCGAAAACGAGUCGAAUCCACGAUACUGUCUUUUGAAGAAAUCAAGGCAGCACAAAUAAUAUGCCUGCGGAACGCACAGGCGUGCUUUGGAGAUGACAGAAGGCUUCUACAAAAGGAUCAACCACUGCGAAACUGGUCGCAGUUAUUCAAGCUAACCCCAUACAUUGGACAGGAUGGUCUGCUACGAGUUGGAGGCCGUUUGAGGCAAUCUUAAUUACCAGAAGAAGUCAAACACCCGAUAUUACUCCCUAAGGCACACCACAUUACGAAGCUAAUCCUGGAACACGAGCACUGGGUAAACUUACAUCCAGGCACAUCUGCACUGUUUGUAAUAGUUCGCCAACGAUAUUGGAUAAUUGGAGCACGCAACCUGAUAAGAAAGGUCACCCACAACUGUAUCAGAUGCUUUCGUCAAAGACACCAUACUACGCAUCAACUCAUGUCCGACUUGCCAAGUAUCAGAAUCACACAAUCACUUCCCUUUGUCAAUUCUGGAUGUGAUUACGCUGGACCAAUUACUCUCAAGGAUCGAAAGGGUCGCAACGCUAAGAAGUCAAAGGGAUACAUAUGCCUCUUCGUGUGCCUCGUCACCUCGGCACUACACCUGGAACUAGCCACUGAUCUCAGCACGGAGACAUUUCUAGCCGCUCUGAGAAGAUUCAUGUCGCUCCGAGGAAAAUGUGCACAAAUCUACAGUGAUAAUGGCAGGAACUUUGUCGGAGCAAGGCGAGCAUUGGACGAGAUGCAACAACUUCUGGCAUCUUCACAGCAUAAGGAUCGAGUCUCGCAGACAUUGGCAGAUGAAGGCAUUAAAUGGGUCUUCAUUCCACCGUACGCACCUCACUGGGGAGGAAAGUGGGAGUCUUCCGUAAGAUCAGUCAAGCUUCACCUGCGCCGCGUCAUUGGCAACACUAUCCUAACGUUUGAACAGAUGCACACCCUAUUAGCACAAAUAAGUGCAGUGGUAAACUCAAGACCACUGUACUAUACACCGGACACCGACGUCACAUAUCUGUCUCCAGCACACCUGUUGAUAGGCAGAUCAUUCACAACAAUUCCCGAAGGCGACAUGAGCCACAUACAGGAAAAUCGACUGGACUACCAGGCACCAGUAAUACCUAACUACGCUACAGCAUCGCCCCAAGUGGGGAACCACCCAACCCAAUGUGGAAUUGGGAACAGUUGUUCUCAUCCAGGAUUCGAAUACUCCGCCAGCAGCCUGGCCACUUGCAAGGGUCAUCUCAACUCACACAGGAACAGAUGGUAGAGUUCGUGCUGUCAAAUUGAAAACUGCUUCAGGAGAAGCAACUCGCCCUAUAACCAAGAUCGCAGUUUUACCAAAUUCAGGAACGAUGUUUCAGGGCGGGCCGGGAUGUUGAGGAACGGAAUGCAUUUGGGCAACUUUGUAUCUAUUCAUGCUGCUGAGUUUUAGGCAACAUGAAUCUAAUUUCCCCUUAAUCAUAUUGUAAGAAGUUCUAUAUACAAAUAACCAUGGCAACGCUGAUCGACGCGCCGCCAUUUUCUUAUAUACUUAAUAAUUUCCCUUUUUCACACAUAUGUAAAUCCAUGUAUGUAUACCUAAGGCAUCAAUGCGCUGCGUCGCAUUUAGUUUAUUCAGUUAUUUCUUAACCGUCAAUCAAUAAACACCACAGAAUUCAUAUACAGUCCA